AAGAGGAGAGAAAAACUAGAGGUGGAAGACGACGGCUUCUCGAGUCCAUAGAAAGAGGGGAGGAGAGAGAGGCGGUGGUGGGAAGCAAGAAUGGCGUGCUCUCCGCGUGUGUUCCUCUCGGCGUCGGCUACUCCUCCUCCUCCAUCUGCUGCUGCUUCCUCUUCGUCUCCGUUCCUCUCCACGGGGCAUGUGUCCUCGGCUCCGUCCACGUCCAGAUGGACUGUCCAAUACAAGCAGCCAGGACAUACAUUCUAUCGAAGGACCCAUGUGCAAAGCUUCUUGGCUUUUGCUAGCACAGAUGCAUCAGAAGGCAAAAGAAGUUCAGGUGAUAAUGUGGUAAUGGUUGAUCCACUGGAAGCUAAGCGCUUAGCAGCUCAACAAAUGCAACAAAUUCAGGCCAGAGAAAAGCUGAAGAGACGUCGUCGAGCAGAAGCUAUUAAUGGUGCAUUGGCAAUGAUAGGACUGACUGUAGGAUUGGUACUGGAAGGUCAGACAGGAAAGGGUAUCUUGGCACAGCUGGCUGGAUAUCUCACGGCUUUGUCUAGUUUAUUCGGGCAAUAGCAGAUCAUGAUUCAUGAGUUCCUUUUUUUGCUUUUAACUUCCUCAACCAGGAAAGCUUUUGUCUGAAUCUCAUUUGCUGGAUCCAACCAAUUUGUUUAUGGUUAAUCCUGUCCAUAUUUGCAAUGACAUGCAGAUUUGCAGGCUAGUGAUCCAAUUAAUUGUAUUGAUCUGGCGCCUGUCCUGAAAAUUCAUACACGGUGUAUCAAGUUAAAACAUUGUAUUCUCCCGCAAAAAAAAAAAUCAAUGCUUUGUAUUCAUAUUCUUUUCCAUGUACUCAACAGCUUAUUAUGACAGUGUAAAGCAACUGAAGAGUAGUUCAAUUGAUCAUUCAUACUC
This is a messenger RNA of Oryza sativa Japonica Group (Japanese rice), 897 nucleotides long. The record is from RefSeq and is a predicted model, not a curated record. NCBI's taxonomy places the organism in Eukaryota, Viridiplantae, Streptophyta, Magnoliopsida, Poales, Poaceae.